This is a messenger RNA of Nezara viridula (southern green stink bug), 707 nucleotides long. The record is from the annotation of a GenBank genome assembly. NCBI's taxonomy places the organism in Eukaryota, Metazoa, Arthropoda, Insecta, Hemiptera, Pentatomidae.
AUGAUGAUCUGUGAUGAUCUGCAAUCAAUGAAGACGGGAGACAGUGGUGGACCUCUCGUUGUUAAGGAUGAUGACUACCAUAUGAUAGUCGGUGUAGUCUCUUGGGGACAGGGAUGUGCCAGACCCAACUUCCCGGGCGUAUAUUGCAGAGUAAACAGGUACCUUCCCUGGAUCCUCAAGUACACCGCGGAUGCUUGCCAAUGCACCAGGCUUCCGAGACAGGAAUCUUCGGACGAAGACGGUCCCAAAGUGAUAUCUGUGACGACGGCCAACAAUCUAACCGAUGAAGAUUGGGGUAUCAAGGCAGAGCAAUGAUUUAGGAACUCUUAUGCUUGGAUCUCUUAGUUUUAACGUUAACAAUACCAACUAUAUAAACAACUAUUCAAAGAGAAAAAAAUUAUCGAGUUCUAUGGGUGCUUGUUAUUUGAAUGAUUUCAACUUCAAUUAUUUCUUUGUACUUACAAAUUUAAUAAUAUCUGAUACUUUAUAUGUAGUACUUUAGUAUGAGAAAGUGGAUAAUCUCUUUUGGUCUUAAAAUAUAAAUAAGGUCUCAAUGAAUCAUGAAGUCCAAGACAGUAAAUUGGUAGGAUCAAGGAUCUCAGAAGUUGUUAAAAGGUAACAAAACCAUUUUUUUUUAAGACAAUCAAUCUUAAAAGUUUAUAGAAAAUAGUAUAUUAUUUAUUAGUUUAUUUAUUGUUGAAUCUUAU